AUGUUUACGCCGCCUCUUACCCCAAUUGCAGAGCGACCUACCAGCAAUGGCAUCAUUUACAUUUUUGUUCUUUUUCUUCGAGGUUGCCUUACCUGCUGGUGUCCUUGUGUUACCUUCGGGAGGAAUGCUGAGAUUGUGGAUAAGGCCAAAUUUAGCACUAAGCUGAGGCAACACUACGGGAUCAAGAAUGGCGCAUGCCCUGAUUGUCUCAUUCAUUGCUUUUGCCAGCCUUGUGCCCUAUGCCAAGAGUACCAUGAACUUCAGUUCCAAGGAUUUGAUGUUUCUACUG
This is a messenger RNA of Coffea eugenioides, 289 nucleotides long. RefSeq names its product cell number regulator 10-like. The record is from RefSeq and is a predicted model, not a curated record. The annotation marks the transcript as partial. The transcript has 3 exons. Lineage: Eukaryota; Viridiplantae; Streptophyta; Magnoliopsida; Gentianales; Rubiaceae.